UUGCUGGAACGAGUAUAUCAAGAGCCUUUCUCGAAGGUUUUAGUGUUCUAAAUUACCUGUCUUUCAGCUUGUGUCGGUGUGGUUCAACCUACGCGUAUAGUUACUGCUCUUCCAAGUCCGAGUCUAUUCAGUUUCGGUUCAAACUACACAUCAGGGUCCUGUUAGGAAUAGUGAGACUGCUGUAAUGGAUUCUAAUCCAUCAUCAUCUGCAUCCGACCCAACCCAGAGUCAAUCAAGUCGUCCAUCGAUCAAUCCACGCAAACCGAGUUCCGAAAUAUUUAUCUUUGGAGCAUCUCCCUCGCCUGCUCGAACACCUUUUAGCAGAGACAUGGCUCUUCCUUCAAUCGAACGGGACGGCGAAGCAUCAUCAAUUAUUGGCUCUCUUAGCAGCCCCGCCGUUCACUUUCGAGCCCCUUCAUUCUCCAUAAGUUUACCCCCUUCAGUGGAACAUGGAGGCACUACUACAUCGUCGCCUUCACCGAGCGCGAGAAUCCUUACACCAAAUUCCACAGGAGAUAGCCUCACUGAACGUACUCGUAAUUUGACUUUGGGGGGACCUGCUACGCCAUCGCCGUUUCCUCCUCAGGAAAACACCAUUUCUAGUCCAAGAAGGAUCCUACCAGUUUCCUCCCGGCAAUCAAGCCCUGCAUCCCCCAGCCAGCAAGCUCGUUUCACCUUCACAAGCAGCAUUGCACAUGAGAUACAAAACCUUGGGAUUGGGUCGAGUAGUUCGUCUCGCAAUUCCCCUGUCCCAAUCCCCACCCCACCUCGCCACUUACUUAGCCCACAGAGUGUGAGCCCUGACUCCACGAGGCGUCGACGGUCAGGGUCACGACGGAGAUCUAACGCCCAGGUUAACGAGGAACCUUACAGAGUCGAGGACGAACAACCUCCAGAUGCACCAUUUCAUCAUCCAGACUUCCAGCGAGGGUAUCACCAGGCAAAGAAUCUCGUCUCUGAUUUGACAUCAGUGCUGCGGCAAUCGUCGUUGCAUACCGAGCCGGCCUCUCCUUUCGCAGGUCAUUAUGAGAGGGCACAAACCUUAAGUGGUUUCGAGUGUCCCGCGAAGCGCACAGUCGGCCUCGUUGGAGUCUCAGGAGUAGGCAAGAGUAGUCUCCUGAAUGCAUUGUUGGAUGUGAACGGUCUGGCUAAGACUGGCGGCAGUGGUGCGUGCACAUGCGUGGUUACCGAGUUCCACUACCACAAUAGAAAUGACUUCGUUGCAGUAGUAGACUAUUUCAACGAGGCUGAGAUUACGGACCAUUUCCGCGAACUGUUGAAUGGUUAUCGGCGAUAUUAUCUCCACCGCGAUGAAGAUUCUAAGGACGACGCUGUACUUGCACGAGACACCUUCCUGGCUGCCUUUGAGCCGCAUCUCAGGCAAAGUGAAGCAUUACUUUUGGAAGUUGAUAUGGAGACAGCGCUGAACACUCUCCUUCUCUGGGCUAAAAAGUUGGAUACGCCCUUGCGUGAUGGAGACAUCAAUGCCCGCAGGAGAUAUGAAUCUCCUACUCCUAAAGAAUGCUCCAUGCAAUUGAAGAAGUUUAUUUCGAGCUCUAACCCCGAUCGGGGAGUAGUGUGGCCAUUCAUUCGCAAGAUUAGCAUCUAUUUGAAAGCAUACAUACUGAGUCAAGGUCUCGUCUUAGCUGAUCUUCCCGGACUAAAAGACACCAACUCCGCUCGAGUGAAGAUCACUGAGACUUACGUGCGGAGUUGCGAUGAGAUCUUCGCCAUUUGCGAAAUUCGUCGUGCUGUGUCGGAUCAGGGUGUGCAGGAUGUACUCCAGCUUGCCAAAAGAGCUAACGUAAGGAAUACCGGGAUCAUUUGUACUCAAUCCGAGGUCAUUUAUGAGGAUGAGGCGGCAUGCGACUUGCGUGGUGGAGAUGCAGCGACUCUCAAAAGGCUGAUGGAAGAGCGUCACGAGGUUGCUAAUCAAAUCGGAGAUAUUAAACAGGACCUCAAAGAUAUUGAAGGCAAGCCCAAUGGAAUAUCCGUUGGAGACGUGCCAGAAUUGAAUCAGCUCAACACCGAGAAGAAAUCCCUGGAGGCAGAAAAGGAGCGUCUCGAGUUGAAACUUAAAUCGCAUCUCAUGGUAACCCGAAACCUCGACGUCAAGGGAAAGCUGGCUACACAACAGCAUGAAGAGUUUCCUAGCAUCGAGCAAAAAGUCUUUUGUGUAAGCAGCAAGGACUACUGGACGUAUCGCGGAAAAUCGCGCGAAAAGGCCCAGCCAUAUAUGGACUUAAGCGGCAUCCCCAUGGUCAGGAGGCAUUGCAUCUCCAUUGUUGCGCAAAGCCAGCUACGUGCAGCAAAAGAGUUCAUGGAAAAAGAGAUUCCAGUAUUACUGGGUUCAAUCAAGAUAUGGGUUCAAUCCGGUACGCAAAAAAUCGGCGCUGAAAGAAGAGCAACCAUUCGGAACAUGCUCGAUGAAGUCGACAGGGAACUCCAAGAAAAGCUCUCAAUGCCAGGCUCUAGCUUGAGAAAAACCUCGCAGUUGAUGAAGCAGGAAUUCAAGGAACAUAUAUCCGAAAUCAUGAGAAAUCAAAGCCCGCUAUGGAGCAGCGCUGCUGGGAAAGCGAGUAUGGACUGGAACGGAUGGCAUUUCAGUACCUAUACAGCCUUUUGCCGAAAUUACGGAGACCAUUCUACCGGAGCUGUCCCUUAUCGUCGAUGUUGGAAUGAUGAGGCGAUGGCAGUAAUGGUGGCGCGUAUGGACAGUCCAUGGGAUAUGCUGCGCCAACGUCUCACAUCGCUGAAUAAUCAGAGUGGUGAACUGAUUAGAGAGGCGAUGGAUGGUGUAAUUCAGUCGCUAUCUACCAAUGCAGAUAUCCCAUCCGAAACAGUUGAAACGUUGAUUGUCACGCUUCAACAUCGACAUAACCUUCUUCUUGAUGAAGUAGAUCAGACCCACGAAUUAUUCGAAGAGAAGCUUCGUCAUAUCGAAACGGCGACUUUCACUGGAAUACGUACCUCCAUCAUUGGUGAGCUGAUGAAAGAGUCAUACGAAAAGUGUAAAAACGAACUUGGAACGGGUAGCGACGCAAGGCGGAAGCAUAUCAUUAACACCCGCUUUGGUGAUCAUGCAUGUGGUCUUUUCAUGGAGCUCCACAGGUGCUGCAGGGAUAAGUUUUCCCAGUGGGCAGAAGAACUUGAGAACAGAGUUCAAGAGGUCAUUAUUUCACAUUUGGAGGCAGUGCAGACUGUCCUGAGUAUGUUGAGAGAUGGACAUGCAGCGUUGGAAGGAGACAGAGAUCCCGAGUUUCGGGGACGUGUCGAUGAUGAGGUCGAACGGAUUAGGCGGGAGAUGGAACGAAUUAACGAGCAGCUGAAUGCAUUUUUAGUUAUCUAACGAGUCCGGAUGCCUACGGUAACAUGGUCGCUGGAACCGUUAGUAGAUUUCUUCGGAUUUAGAGUAGGGAGGAAAUCCUGACCAUGAAACUUUGCUGAUAGACUUCUUUAUAGACUUCUUCAAAAGUUUGGGCUGAAGAAGUCUACCCCUACCGCCGGUUAAUUGCUAUAGAAUUCAUACAGACGGUUUGCACCGUUGGCUUUUAC
This is a messenger RNA of Eremomyces bilateralis CBS 781.70, 3555 nucleotides long. RefSeq lists its product as uncharacterized. NCBI's taxonomy places the organism in Eukaryota, Fungi, Ascomycota, Dothideomycetes, Eremomycetales, Eremomycetaceae. Bases 185 to 3349 code for a protein of 1054 amino acids. The record is from RefSeq and is a predicted model, not a curated record. The transcript has 16 exons.